This is a messenger RNA of Ruditapes philippinarum (Manila clam), 2125 nucleotides long. Its product is annotated as neuroligin-4, Y-linked-like. The record is from RefSeq and is a predicted model, not a curated record. The coding region runs from base 132 to 1931 and encodes 599 amino acids. Gene Ontology annotation, cellular component: cell surface; synapse. Gene Ontology annotation, biological process: synaptic vesicle endocytosis; presynaptic membrane assembly; postsynaptic membrane assembly. Lineage: Eukaryota; Metazoa; Mollusca; Bivalvia; Venerida; Veneridae. The transcript is spliced from 2 exons. Gene Ontology annotation, molecular function: neurexin family protein binding; signaling receptor activity.
AUACCCGCCUGUACACAAAAACUUGAAAUAUUGAUUUGACGAUUACAAAUAUUUACUACUACAAUUUAAGAAGCAUAUACAUGCAUUUAUAUGUCUUAUAGUAAUAACGUUGUCUGCACGACAUUUAAAUCAUGUGGAAUAUAACAAUAUGUGUUAUAGGAUUUUACAUGAUAGUAUUUUGCUAUACUAGUGACAUACCAUCUGUAAACACGAAGUUGGGUACUAUCAAUGGAUUAAGAAAGGCAAUAGAAUUUUUAGGGAACGAGUAUAGCGUUGAUAGUUAUUUAGGCAUUCCGUAUGCCGAACCACCUGUCAACGAAAGACGCUUCAAAAAGCCAGAAGCACGUGGACCGUUCCAGAAACCAUUCGAGGCAAAGGACUUUGGUGCUGCUUGCUUGCAGUUUAGUUGGUUUGAAGAAAUAACAGAUUCGUCAGAAGAUUGUUUAUUUUUAAAUGUAUACAUACCAGGUUUGAAAUCUGACCAAGAGAGUGGACAUGCGGUAAUGAUUUUCAUACAUGGUGGUGGAUUUACACUUGGCACAGGCAACACUUAUAUCGGGGAGACGUUAGCUGCCGUAGGAAACGUUAUAGUUGUUACCAUCAACUAUAGGCUCGGAUUAUUUGGCUUUCUCGACAUUGACGAUGAAAACGGUAAAGGAAAUUAUGGACUUUGGGAUCAACAUCUUGCCAUUAAAUGGGUUCAUGAAAAUAUAGCUUCUUUUGGGGGAGACAAUACACGUGUCACACUCUUUGGCGAGUCUGCUGGUUCCACGUCUGUUGUUUUACAAUCGUUAUAUCCAGGAAACAAAGGAUUGUUCCGAGCUGCUAUCGCUGAAAGUGGCGGCAUAACGAUGCCAUUUACAGUACCGUAUAACCAUAUCACCCCAGCAACAUACUUUGCUAAGAACAUGACCUGUAACACGGAGAACAAGUUAGAAAUGUUACAAUGUCUACAGCAAGCGCCGGCAGAUCGAGUAUUUAAAGUUAUUGUUGAUACAAUUACAGAGGACUUCAGCGGUGGGUCGGUCAAGGUCACGUUGAACCCAAGUGUUGAUGGCGAGUUUAUAAAGAGACGUCCGAUUGAUCUAUAUCAAGAAGCAAGAACUGAAAUGCUGGAAGAAGUAGAAUUUUUCAGGUCAAUUAUUUUCAUGAAUGGAAUAAACGCUGCUGAAGGUGCAGUGUUUACUAUCAUGCACGCAAACCCGCUAGAUCUAGACAGUUUUAAAGUUACACGGGAAGAGAUGAACAAUGUUGUGAUGCCGGCAGCUGCUGCAUUAGCUUUUAGUUUUAACCGAACAGUAACAGACGCACUCAAACAAUUGCUUUUAUUUGAAUACACAGACUGGACAAACCCUGAUGACCCUAAUACAAUACGAGACCAAUUAAUUCGCUUCUACAGUGAUGUAUUUUUCAAUGUUCCAGCAAUGGAAUUAAGUCAACUUCACGUGAAUGGAACGAACGCGGGAAGUUACAUGUAUAAUUUCCGUGCACGCGUUAAAGGACACAUUUAUCCUACUCCAAGCUGGGCCAAGCAAUCAAAUCAUGGGGAUGAGCUUGGUCCUGUGUUCGGUUAUAACUUCCGGUACAACAAGAUACUUGGUAUAUCAACAUACAAACCGACAAGGGAAGAACAGAAGCUGUCGUUGAAGAUCAUGACGUACUGGUCAAACUUUGCUAAAACCGGAAACCCAAAUGAACCCAUGAUUGUUCCUGCUGGCAAUGUAUGGCCUAUCUAUACACCAGAAUCUCAAGAAUAUCUGACAGUAGACUUUGAGGAAGAUUCCGUCCAGAACUUCAUGUAUGUACGUGAGCUGGAGUUUUGGCGGAGAACAUUGCCCACAUUUUUCGAUGCUGUUGACCAGAAAUCUAGGUUCUCGUCUACUGUAUCAUCUGAGACAGGAUACUGCGAGAAAGACGGACCUUGUAAUUGAUAGAACCGAAAUUUCUUUAUUUCAUUAUUUGGAAUGUAUUAUUUUAAUUAUGUGUACUGUCUUAGCAAUAUGACAGUCACAUACAUGUUUUUGAAAAUUAGUCUUUUUUCAGGGUUAUUAAAGAUCUGCAUGUACGUUUAUUCUAAAUAAAAUCUAUAUUUAAAACACACAGAUUCUAGUGCGUUAAUUGAAGU